Misgurnus anguillicaudatus (oriental weatherfish) is the source of this 2126-nucleotide messenger RNA. It is a transcript of the gene hnrnph1, whose product is annotated as heterogeneous nuclear ribonucleoprotein H1. The record is from RefSeq and is a predicted model, not a curated record. Lineage: Eukaryota; Metazoa; Chordata; Actinopteri; Cypriniformes; Cobitidae. Gene Ontology annotation, molecular function: RNA binding.
AGUUUCUGUAUCCGCCUGAAAUCAACGAGUCGGUGUUUCUCGUGCCUGUUCGGACGCGCGGCUUCUGCUUCUGUUUUAUUGUUCGUUGUAUUACUGGACAUUAACAAACAUUUCUUAAAAAUAAUAAGAUUAAAAUAUCAAAAUCGUGAACAUUUUAUUUCGACAAGCUUAAGAAAUUACGCACCCUGCUUCGUUUGAGGAAACGAAGCGACUUGAGAAGAAUCAUUUCCAUUAUGGCAGAUGGAGAGGGGUUUGUGGUCCGGGUCAGAGGACUUCCCUGGUCAUGCUCAGCAGAUCAAGUUCAUAGAUUUUUCUCAGAGUGCAAAAUUGCAAACAAUGGGACAAGCAUACAUUUCACGUAUACAAGGGAAGGGCGACCCAGCGGAGAGGCAUUUGUCGAGUUUGAAUCGGAGGAAGAUCUUAAACUUGCUGUAAAAAAAGAUCGAGAAACCAUGGGUACCCGUUAUGUAGAAGUAUUCAAAUCCAAUAGUGUUGAGAUGGACUGGGUUCUGAAGCACACCGGGCCGGACUGCCCGGACACGGGAGGAGAUGGUCUGGUUAGGCUUCGAGGUCUGCCCUUUGGAUGCAGCAAAGAGGAAAUUGUCCAGUUUUUUGCAGGGUUGGAAAUCGUGCCAAAUGGGAUAACAUUGCCGGUGGACUUCCAGGGGAGGAGUACGGGGGAGGCCUUCGUGCAGUUUGCUUCACAGGAUAUAGCCGAAAAGGCUCUAAAGAAACACAAGGAAAGAAUAGGGCACAGGUAUAUAGAGAUCUUCAAGAGCAGCCGUGCGGAGGUACGCACGCACUAUGAGCCGCAGCGCAAGGCCAUGGGCAUGCAGAGACCGAGUCCCUACGACAGACCGAGUGGCGGCCGAGGCUACAACAAUUCGGGCCGAGGCGUCUCUUUUGAAAGAGUGAGACGUGGAGGAUACGGUGGAGAUGGGCGUUAUGGAGAUGCAGGUUCCUCCUUUCAAAGCACAACAGGUCACUGCGUGCAUAUGAGAGGUCUUCCAUACAGAGCCAGUGAGACGGACAUAUACAACUUCUUCUCUCCACUGAACCCGGUGCGCGUUCACGUGGAGAUCGGCCCAGAUGGGCGAGUAACGGGCGAGGCGGAUGUAGAGUUUGCCACACAUGAGGACGCUGUGGCUGCCAUGUCCAAGGACAAAGCCAACAUGCAGCACCGUUAUGUGGAGCUGUUCCUAAACUCAACAUCAGGGGGUGGAAGUGGAGGAUAUGGAGGUCAGAUGAUGGGCGGAAAUCAGUCGUCUUACGGACACAGCAGCCAGCAGAUGGGCUCUGGCUACAGCGGCGGUUAUGGUAACCAGAGCGGCAUGGGCGGCUACAGCGACUACAGUAAUCAGGGUGGAAUGGGCAGCAGUUACUACAGCGGAGGCAGUCGAGGAUCGAUGGGCAUGAACGGCCUGAACAGCGGAAUGGGUGGAGGGUGGGGGAUGUAGCCGUGCGUGUUGUUUCAUAGCUACGGCAAACCCAUUUCCUUUCAUUUUGUUUUUACUUUUUUUUUGUUAAAGUUCUUCGUUUCUUUACUUUCAAGACAGCUGUUUGCUCUUCGAUCUUCUUUGUAUUGUAUUCGAGCGUCUUUAGGGGGUGAAAUCGUUUAACUUAACUUCUCCCCUUCUUUUUGUAUUACGAAUAAAUAAUUUAUGUUUAAGACAUAAACAUUUAAGAAAAAAAAAUGUGUUCAGUGCCGGAGAGGUGCCUGUUAAUCUGUUUUUAUUGUCAAGUGAAGAGAGAAUUUAUAGCAGGGAUGGGCCAACUUAAUGAAGCCUUAAGUACAUGUAGAUGGAGGAUUAUCGGUGAUUGUAGCAUGUCAUAUCUCAAACUGCUUUAUCAGAGAUGUUUUGCAUGCACUUAACGCUUGAUUGAGGCUAACAGUUUAUGUUUAGGGAAAAUUGUAUUAUUUUAAAGCAUGGGUCAGGGUGGGAAGAAAAUGGUAUUUCAUUUAAGUGCAUGUUACUGUUGCGUUUGAUCUUCUCCAUGCUGUGUACCAAACUUAUUUCAGUGCAUCGAGUGGACGCAUAUCUGUUUCCUCAUUUCUUUACAGGUGGACUAAUACUUGGAGGCAGUGUUUGUUUAUUAUUAAACCAUAUACAAUUCUAUAAAAUGUA